AUGCAAUCCUUUUACGACGCUAUCGAAACAUGGUGCGAUAAGCAGACCACCCAUCACGACUUGUUCGGCAUGUUAGAGCACAUCAUUAAGAAACGGUUUGAAGGGCACGAUAGACAAUUUACGGUUAUGAAGAUGAGUUUGUUGGGAUCUGCAAGAGCAAAGAGAAAGAAAAUAGGAAUAGAAAAGGUGGUUAAAACGAGAGAGAUGAGAGAAUUAAUCAAAAGUGUCGAGUGGUUGGAAAUCAGUGGCUGUUGCGUAUGUAAUGGAGUUUUCACGGCUAUCGGAGAGCGCUGUAGGAAUUUGACUACCCUGACACUCUGCUUCCCGCCCCUGCAACCGCCCCUUCCUUCGCUUUCACCUCUCGUACCUGCUCUUUCAACCGUUUCCUCCCUAACCCUAUUCAACCUGUAUCCACCUUACAUCUCGCUCCUCUUUUCUUCACUUCCCGUAUCUACUCUGCGAACUCUUCACAUCUUCAAUACAAACUUUGAAUCAUGUCCGCCUUGGGUUACCCUAGCAAAAUGCUCAAAGCUGGAAUAUUUAAGUAUUAUAGGAUGGCAUGGGAUUACAGAGGAGAUGGUAAAGCCUUUGAUAGAAACGGAUAUAAAGAAGCUAAGAGGUGUCAUUGUCAGCGGCGAAGAAUGGUCAGAAGUAGACAAGAUGUUGAGAGAUUGGUGGAGUAGAUGCGUCAGGGGCCAUCCUAUAGUUAGCAAUGGAAAAGGAGGAAGGAAGUUGGUAAUUAGUUCGAGACGAGUCGGAAUUAAGAAAAGGAAGGGUUUUAAUGGUCGGGUAGAAGAUCAUUAG
This is a messenger RNA of Paraglomus brasilianum, 804 nucleotides long. Lineage: Eukaryota; Fungi; Glomeromycota; Glomeromycetes; Paraglomerales; Paraglomeraceae. The record is from the annotation of a GenBank genome assembly.